GGGACGACCAGGUCAAAAAGAUGGAAAAGUCAGGCGUCAACUUCCGAGUUCCGAGUCGCAACUCACAUUCGGGUCAUGGAUUGGGGACCUAGCCUCGGUGAGUUAGAGGGCAUCAUUUCAAUUAAGCCAAGAGCCUUCCUUCGUACCUAAGCCCUCCGGAGAGAAAGCGAUCGAGGAGCUGAGAAAUGUCUCCGAAGCCGUCCGAUUCGGCGGAGAGGAUGUUACUGCCGGUUACGGAUCCUCCAAAGGAUCAGGAAGGAGGGAAGCUAUUCAAGGGCGACGAGAAGCUUUUCAAUGGGUCCGCCAUGACUAAACGAGGAGCCUACGCCGCAAUAUCUUACAUGUCCUGCGCUGUGCUUUUGGUGUUGUUCAAUAAGGCAGCUCUUUCAUCUUUUGACUUCCCAUCUGCAAGUGUCAUCACGCUUCUUCAGAUGGUAUGCUCUUGUUGUUUGCUCUAUGUAUUGAAGCGCUGGAGGAUAAUUUCUUUCAGAGCAGGUGAAUCUUUGGCAUCUUCUGAUACAACAACUAAAUUUGUAUCGCUGAAGACAUUGAGGCAUACUCUUCCUUUGGCUGGGACUUAUUUGCUUUACAUGAUAGUCACCAUGGAGUCUGUUCGUGGGGUAAAUGUUCCAAUGUAUACCACCCUUCGGAGAACCACAGUGGUGUUUACAAUGCUUGUGGAGUAUAUUCUGGCAGGGCAGAGGUAUACAUCCUCUGUUGUUUUCAGUGUUGGCCUGAUCGUCUUUGGUGCAUUUAUUGCUGGAGCACGGGACUUAUCUUUUGAUGCUUAUGGCUAUGCUGUUGUUUUUAUGUCGAACAUUAGCACAGCAAUAUAUCUUGCAACCAUAGCCCGUGUUGGAAAAACCAGUGGCCUUAAUAGCUUUGGCCUUAUGUGGUGCAAUGGUGUAAUAUGUGGACCAGUUUUGCUUAUUUGGACAUUAAUUCGGGGUGAUAUGAAGACAGCAAUCAACUUUCCCUCUCUCUUUUCACCUGGAUUCAUUGUCGUUUUACUCUUUUCCUGCGUAUUGGCUUUCUUCUUGAAUUACAGUAUAUUUUUGAACACAACUCUGAAUUUAGCCCUGACACAGACAAUUUGUGGUAACCUGAAGGAUUUGUUUACCAUUGGCCUUGGCUGGAUGCUUUUUGGUGGGCUGCCAUUCGAUUUUUGGAAUGUUGUUGGGCAACUUCUCGGUUUUGCUGGCUCUGGAUCAUACGCCUACUAUAAGCUGAUUGGCAAAUAACAUGCUCAAUUACUAUAUAGCGGUUCUCUUUUACAGUGAAGGCAGUCUUUUAGAAGUUGAAGAAUCUGAACUGAGCUCAGAUCUGUCAAAAAUGCAUAAUCUGGCUAAUCUGAAUUCUUAGGAAACUUUGCUUAGUGAGAAUUUGGCUGGCCAACAUUUUUUGUGGGGAUCAAGACGUGCUGUCGUUUUCCUAGUAAUGUGAUCACCAUUUUGCAUGCAUGUUGUGUGCUAUAUUUUGUUUUUUGGGAAAUAGUUUACCCUAGCCCGAAUGUUUCAAUAUGCAGGGCAUGAGAUUAGGCCAAUUUGGUUGUUUAUCUCAAUGCUUGUUCUGUAUGUAAUCCAGAGGAGCUUCAGGACAGAAAGCAGAUGAGAAGCUGAUAAUCUUAGUGUAUUGUUCUUUAGAAUGAGAUAAUCGAUCUGUUCACUAA
Prosopis cineraria is the source of this 1669-nucleotide messenger RNA. RefSeq names its product UDP-N-acetylglucosamine transporter UGNT1-like. Gene Ontology annotation, molecular function: GDP-fucose transmembrane transporter activity; antiporter activity. Lineage: Eukaryota; Viridiplantae; Streptophyta; Magnoliopsida; Fabales; Fabaceae. The transcript has 10 exons. The record is from RefSeq and is a predicted model, not a curated record. Gene Ontology annotation, cellular component: Golgi apparatus. The coding region runs from base 186 to 1241 and encodes 351 amino acids.